GGAACAAUGGAAAAUCGGAGGCUCGAUAUUUUGCACCUUUUCUCGAGUCAUAAACAACACGUUUGUGGUGAACGAUUUUCCUUCUUACCUUUCAGGACGUCCAAAACUGUCGUACCGUUUUUGGAAACUGUGCCGCCGACUGCGUUGCUCUAUUUUGGAACACGUGACGCCAUGCAACUGAUGGAACGCGGUCAACAACGGCUCUACACAGACAUUCAUCCUGGCCCUCACCCGGACCAUGAUCUUAUUACACUACAUCGCCAUGGUCAUGCGUUUGGAGGUCUACCGUGGUUAUUCUGGAUCAGCCUUGGGCUGUUGAUAACGCUCUUCCACUUAUUCUUUUGCAAGAUUAUCUACAACGAACUGUGGAAAGAGAACUCAGACACCGAAGACAAAUGGCAUCUUCCAAGGUUUGCAACUGAUUUACGAACGCCGGAAUCUAUUAAAGCGCGACCUGAUACUGUACAUGAGGUAACCAUUUUACAAAGUAUGGGGUGA
This is a messenger RNA of Echinostoma caproni, 498 nucleotides long. The record is from the annotation of a GenBank genome assembly. NCBI's taxonomy places the organism in Eukaryota, Metazoa, Platyhelminthes, Trematoda, Plagiorchiida, Echinostomatidae.